Aureobasidium vineae is the source of this 255-nucleotide messenger RNA. The record is from the annotation of a GenBank genome assembly. NCBI's taxonomy places the organism in Eukaryota, Fungi, Ascomycota, Dothideomycetes, Dothideales, Saccotheciaceae.
AUGGCAGCCAGCGUGGGAAGCUCCUUUUUCAAGGGAGAGACUGGCCGCAACACCAGAGGUCUGCUGCGAUUGAUCAUCCUGGUCCUGAUUGCAGCAACCGCCGUGGCCUCUCGUCUCUUCUCCGUCAUCCGCUUCGAGAGCAUCAUUCACGAAUGUACGUCAACUCGCGACUUCCCUCAAUUGCGUCUCCUGUCGAUGCCUAGUCUUGCCUUCUUUCCCUCGAUGCCUCUCCUGGAGCCCAAUUCUAUACCCUAG